UAGUAUAACUUGUUUACUUGUUGUAAUUAAAGUUAUUUAUAAUAAAAUCCCCCACAGGAACAGCAUGAAAAACAGAAGGAGAUGACGGAAUGGAAGGUGGGAAGCAGAACCGACUUUGCCGCCCACAACAAAUCAGCGAGUUUUCAAAGGUGUAUCGAUGGGCUGAUCAAGCCAGUUACCUCCUUCAGGGUCUGAAUGAUCAGCGAGAGUGCGGUCAGCUGUGUGAUGUGGUGUUGGUGGCAGACGGGCAGCGGGUUCCUGCCCACCGUGCCUUGCUUGCCGUUUCCAGCCCAUACUUUCAGGCUAUGUUUACAAUUGGCAUGAAAGAGGAACGCCAGUCUGAGGUGGAGCUCGUGGGAGCUUCAUAUGUGGGAGUAAAAGCGGUUGUGGACUUUCUGUACAGUGGCGAGCUGCUUCUGGAUGGCGGAAACAUCGACUACGUGCUGGAAACUGCUCAUCUACUGCAGGUCUGGCAGGCGGUGGAUUUCUGCUGCCAGUACCUGGAGAAGCAGGUGAAUGAAGAGAACUACCUGUACCUGCAGGAACUAGCCAUGCUUUACAGCCUGGAGAGACUAGACUCCUUUAUUGAUCGCUUCAUCUUGGAACGAUUCGCUACACUAUCAUUCAUGCCUGGGUUUUUAAGGGAUGUGAGCUUAUCAAAACUCUGUUGUUACUUAGCAAGUGAGCAUGUGCAGCACGACAGUGAGCAGGCUCUUUUCCAAACUGCCUUUAAGUGGUUAAGCCAGAAAACCGAGCGUCUGGCAGCGGCCCACCAACUCCUGAGCCAUGUCCGUUUGGCUCUGAUCUCACCAGCAGAGCUAGCAGACAGUGUCCUGCCAGCUGUGUGCUCUUUGCUGCCAGCAGAUUCAGGCUGCCAGGCUCUGGUGGAGGAAGCACUGAGUUACCAUGCCCGUUUCAGUGCUCAGCCGGUGCUACAGACCACGCAGUCUUCUAUAAGAGGAGGGGUAGAGCGUCUUCUGCUGGUCGGGGGAGAAGUGUAUGAGCGUGGAGAAGAGUUGAGCACUGAUGUGAGCUGGCUGGAUGAGAACGAUGGAACGUGGGUGGUGGAGACACAACUGCCUGCUCAGAGAAGCCACCACUGUGUUGCAGAGCUGGGUGGCUUCAUCUUCAUCGCUGGUGGCAGUUCAUCACGAGAUAAUGGUGGAGACGCAGCAAGUAAUGUACUCUACAGAUACGAUCCACGCAACAACACGUGGGCCAAGGGUGCCAGUAUGAACCAACAGCGGGUGGAUUUCUACUUGGGUACGAUGGACAAUUCUCUAAUUGCUGUUGGGGGUCGCAACGAUAGUGGUGCACUAUCAUCUGUUGAGGUCUACCAUCCUGUCGAAGAUUUGUGGACCUACUUAGCAGGGCUGCCCAGAUUCACAUACGGCCAUGCAGGAACUACGCACAAAGGAGUUGUUUAUAUUUCAGGAGGCCACGACUAUCAGAUCGGGCCUUACCGACGUGACAUGCUGAGCUACGACCCGAGUGCUGGCGACUCAUGGGCAGAGCGGCAGGCCAUGUCGCUGGCGCGAGGCUGGCACUGCAUGGCAUCGCUUCAGGACCGAAUCUAUGUAAUUGGAGGCAGUGACGAUCAUGAGGACAGUAUUGAGCGAUUCGAUGUGUUGGAAGUGGAAGCCUUUGACCCACAGACAGAGCAGUGGAGCAGGGUCGCCCCGCUGCGUUUCCCGAACAGCGAGGCGGCUGUAACUGUAUGGGACGACAAGAUCUACGUGAUGGGAGGCUACACCUGGGAGCACAUGGACUUCUCUGAAAAUACGCAGGUGUUCGUACCAGAGAAGGGACAGUGGGUGAUGGGACCUAGUCUGCCCAGGUACAUCGCAGGGGCGUCGGCUUGUGUGUGUGUUGUCAAAGCUCAUCCCUGUGGUUCAGAGGAAAACAGAAUGAGACAAAAGAAGAGGGACAAGCAGAAUGGCAGUCAAAGACAAGUCAGAUGACCUCAGGAGGACAUUGCAGGACUCCUGUCUUAAAGGGAAAUUCUACCAUCUAAAUAUGCCGAUUACAGCAGGAGAGGCACAGACUGAGCUAAGAUCAGCACCUCUCAACUGAAUCAAUGUCAUUUAGCAGACGCUUUUAUACAAAGCGACUUACAAUUGUCACCAUAUACAAUUCAAGCAAUCAAGUGUUAAGAGUUAAGGGCCUCAUUCAAGGGCAGAAGUGGGGCUUGAACCAGCAAUCUUUUAAAUGCUAGUCCAGUACCUUAACUGCUGAGGUACAACCACCCUGUGUUCUGUUAAAGGUUAUUAAAAGUCGAUUGUUUCUCCUAUUGUAAUUCUUCUGUCACUCAAGUUGCUGCUGGUUUUUGUAAAUUUUGAGGUACAAAUACAUUGUAUCUGCACUUUAGAGCAAACAGUAAUGCAGGAACUUUAAUAUGCACAUUACCUUCUCAGUACCAAAUCUAGAUCAGCAUUUGCUAGUCAUAUUUUGGUCAUAUAGUUAUUAAUAAUUAUGAUUACAUUAUACAGCCCAUUUACCAGCAGAUGUGUGUCAGGUUAGAGUUUAAACCAACAGAAUCAUUUAAACAAUGACUCAUUUGUCAGUUAGCUAUUAAUUAUUAACAUCCUAGCUUUUAUGAGUGCAGUUUGUUUGGCUUGCACCGCACAAGCAAAUCUAACAAUGGAACUUAUCUGCAUUAUAUUUACAGUUAAAGUCAUAAGUUGCUAUAGGUCAUGUUUCUAUAGGACACGUUUUACUGUUGUCAAGGGUAAAGGCAUGCAGGGCUUGAAGGGUGGCCUUAUAAUACUGUCACAGAUACACCUCCAAGUAACUCAAAUCAUUUUGGUGUGUGUAAAUGUCUGACCCAGUUAAAUGAUCUCUUUGUAAACGUUUGUUUGUUGUGUUAUAGAAUCUGUUAAGGGAAUAAAUAUGAGUUUGAGGGUU
Messenger RNA from Trichomycterus rosablanca, 2904 nucleotides. RefSeq names its product kelch-like family member 36 (gene klhl36). Bases 90 to 1961 code for a protein of 623 amino acids. The transcript is spliced from 5 exons. Gene Ontology annotation, molecular function: cullin family protein binding. The record is from RefSeq and is a predicted model, not a curated record. Lineage: Eukaryota; Metazoa; Chordata; Actinopteri; Siluriformes; Trichomycteridae.